Exophiala viscosa is the source of this 957-nucleotide messenger RNA. RefSeq lists its product as uncharacterized. The transcript is spliced from 4 exons. The record is from RefSeq and is a predicted model, not a curated record. Gene Ontology annotation, molecular function: nucleotide binding. Lineage: Eukaryota; Fungi; Ascomycota; Eurotiomycetes; Chaetothyriales; Herpotrichiellaceae. The coding region runs from base 1 to 957 and encodes 318 amino acids.
AUGACGAAUCUUUCAAGUAAACUAGCUCAGCUAGAGGAUGAUGGUAAACCUAUCCAAAUUGCCAUUAUUGGGGCAGGAAAGUUCGGGUCGAUGUUCAGCUCGCAGUCGCAUCGUACGGCUGGUAUGAGAAUAGCAGCUAUCGCAGAUUUGUCACCCGAGCGGGCGCUGGCAGCUCUAGAGCGGACAGGAUAUCCCGAAGAGCGAUAUGAUGCUACCCUAACCAAAUCAAUCAAGGAAGGCAUCGAAUGUGGUCAGACCAUCAUCACAAAAGAUGCCUCCGCAAUGAUCGCAAGCCCUGGAAUCGAUGUAGUAUUGGAAAUGACUGGUAACCCAGUAGCAGGUGUUAAGCAUGCGCUUCUGUGCUGUGAACACAAGAAGCAUAUUGUCAUGAUCAACGUCGAAGCCGGUGUCCUAGCUGGACCUCUACUCACGCGGAAAGCGAAGGAAGCAGGUAUUAAAUAUUCUAUGGCAUACGGAGAUCAACCUGCUCUGAUAGCCGAGCUGGUAGAUUGGGCAAGGACGGCAGGAUCCGAUGUUGUCUGUGCUGGAAAAGGAACAAAGCACCUUCCAGAAUAUCAUUAUUCGACACCGGAUACUGUCUGGGACUACUACGGGUUUACAAGAGAACAACUUGCGACGGGUGAUUUCAAUCCUCAGAUGUUCAACUCCUUCCUGGACGGAACGAAAUCAGCUUUGGAGAUGGCAGCUGUUGCAAAUGGCUGUGGAUUGAAACCACCAAAUCACGGUCUUAGAUUCCCACCAUGCGGGGCGCACGAUCUUCCAGAAGUGCUGAAACCAAGGUCUGACGGUGGCCAGCUAGAGAGAAAGGGAACCGUUGAAGUGGUCUCUUGCCUCGAACUUGAUGGCAGGCCAGUCUUCAAUGACCUUCGCUGGGGUGUUUACGUUAUUAUUGAGGGUGAGAUCAAUCAGAAAACCGCUACUGAAACAUACAGCUGA